GCCGCCCCAGGCCCCCCCCAUGGAGCCCGAGGCCCCGGAUUCCCGCAAGAGGCCCCUCGAAACGCCCCCCGAGGUGGUCUGCACUAAGCGCAGCAACACGGGAGAGGAAGGCGAAUAUUUCCUGAAGGUGCUGAUCCCCAGCUACGCGGCAGGCUCCAUCAUUGGCAAGGGCGGGCAGACCAUCGUGCAGCUGCAGAAGGAGACAGGAGCCACCAUCAAGCUCUCUAAGUCCAAAGACUUCUAUCCGGGAACCACAGAACGAGUAUGCCUGGUACAGGGCACAGCAGAGGCCUUGAAUGCUGUGCACAGCUUUAUUGCUGAGAAGGUCCGAGAAAUCCCACAAGCAAUGACCAAGCCUGAGGUGGUCAACAUUCUUCAACCCCAAACCACGAUGAACCCCGACAGAGCCAAGCAGGCCAAGCUGAUCGUCCCCAAUAGCACCGCGGGCCUGAUCAUUGGCAAAGGGGGCGCCACCGUGAAAGCCGUGAUGGAACAGUCGGGUGCCUGGGUGCAGCUGUCGCAGAAGCCGGAGGGCAUCAACCUUCAGGAGCGCGUGGUGACCGUCAGCGGCGAGCCGGAGCAGGUGCACAAGGCCGUGAGCGCCAUCGUGCAGAAGGUACAGGAAGACCCCCAGAGCAGCAGCUGCCUCAACAUCAGCUACGCCAACGUGGCUGGCCCCGUGGCCAACUCCAACCCCACCGGCUCACCGUACGCCAGCCCCGCCGACGUGCUGCCCGCCGCCGCCGCCGCCUCGGCCGCUGCCGCCUCGGGCCUGCUGGGCCCCGCGGGGCUGGCGGGCGUGGGCGCCUUUCCGGCCGCCCUGCCUGCCUUCUCAGGCACCGACCUGCUGGCCAUCAGCACGGCGCUUAACACGCUGGCCAGUUACGGCUACAACACCAACUCCCUCGGCCUGGGCCUCAACUCGGCCGCGGCCUCCGGGGUCCUGGCAGCCGUGGCCGCCGGUGCCAACCCCGCAGCCGCCGCUGCAGCCAACCUCCUGGCGUCCUACGCGGGGGAGGCCGGGGCGGGGCCCGCCGGAGGGGCCGCCCCGCCUCCGCCCCCGCCCCCCGGAGCCCUGGGGUCCUUUGCCUUGGCCGCAGCCGCCAACGGCUACCUCGGGGCUGGAGCGGGCGGCGGGGCGGGCGGCGGGGGUGGCCCGCUAGUGGCCGCCGCAGCUGCAGCCGGGGCCGCCGGGGGCUUCCUGACGGCGGAGAAGUUGGCAGCCGAGAGUGCCAAGGAGCUGGUGGAGAUUGCGGUGCCUGAGAACCUGGUGGGGGCCAUUCUGGGCAAAGGGGGCAAGACGUUGGUGGAGUACCAGGAGCUGACAGGCGCUCGCAUCCAGAUCUCCAAGAAGGGAGAGUUCCUGCCUGGCACGCGGAACCGGCGGGUCACCAUCACGGGCAGCCCUGCGGCCACACAAGCCGCUCAAUACCUCAUCAGCCAGCGGGUCACCUACGAGCAGGGAGUGAGGGCCUCAAACCCCCAGAAAGUGGGAUGAGGCCUGUGGUGUGUGCUCCCACCCUCCUCCCGGCCCCUUCUCCUCCUCUUCCUUCUCCUCCCCUCCCCCACCCCACCCCCAACUCCUGACCUCAGCUCGGGUGUAGUCCUGCUCCUCGUGGGACGGGGCUGGGGUAGGCCUGACUGCAACCCCCCCCUCUGGUAGUCAUAGGCAGGAUUGAGUGAUGGCUGGGGAUGGGGCCCAGAAGCCCCCUCCCCCAGCUCUGAACUGACCCCCUUCUUCCUUCCUCCUGACGCUUGGCUGGGCCUGACCCUCCUCUCCCAGGGCCCGGGUCUGUGUGAUAUCUGUAUAUAUUGCAUUUUGUUGAUUUUAAUAGAAAACAAAGUGUUAUUUUCUCUU
This is a messenger RNA of Neogale vison (American mink), 1858 nucleotides long. RefSeq names its product NOVA alternative splicing regulator 2 (gene NOVA2). Gene Ontology annotation, molecular function: mRNA binding. Lineage: Eukaryota; Metazoa; Chordata; Mammalia; Carnivora; Mustelidae. Gene Ontology annotation, cellular component: cytoplasm; nucleus. The transcript has 4 exons. The record is from RefSeq and is a predicted model, not a curated record. The coding region runs from base 20 to 1498 and encodes 492 amino acids. Gene Ontology annotation, biological process: regulation of alternative mRNA splicing, via spliceosome; mRNA splicing, via spliceosome.